AUGGAUAUUAUAAAUUGUGGAUAUUGCCAGAGAGGAUUAGGAACCAUUAAUGAAAUCAUAGCCAAUGAUGUUCCAGCUGGGCACAUGUGCUUUUCAAAGUACCAAAGUGUUUCAAUAGAUAGAGAAAAUAAAAUGUAUGGUGUUGAUGAAAAAGAUCAACUGAAGGAUCCAGUAAAAAAUGUUAGUAGUACUAUAAGUAGAGCCCAUGAAUCUUCAGCUAUAAAGAACGCCGACUCUAGACCAGGUACAAGUUUUGUAUCGUGUUCAUAUUCCCAAUCCCUAAGUACACAGAGUAUGAAGAUGGCAAACACACUUUUGACUUCCCGUAUAAAUGAGACUGAUAAUAAUAACCAGUCAUGGACUGAUGCAUCAGUGAAAUCACCUAUCCAUGCAUAUAAACACAACAUUGAUAAAUUUAGCUCACCUUUAUACAAUAAAGAGAAAGUUUGGGAUAAGAUCUCUGGAGAAAUCAAUCAACAUGGAAUCAAAUUCACUGGGAAGAAAUGUGAUGAAAAAUGGCGAAACUUAAAGAAGGUUUAUGACAAGGUUAUACAAAAUAAAAGAAAAACUGGAAGUGGGCCAAUUCAUUGGCCAUAUUUUGAUGAAUUCCAUGAUAUUUAUUUCCGAGAUCCCAGGUACAACCCAAUAGCCACAGUGUCCAGUAGUGGUACACUCAAAAGAUGUGUUGAAACUAUCAGUAUGGACUCCGAAACAAAUUCUGAAAGAUUUUCUCCUGGAGAAAAGAAAAGGAAGAGAGCUGUAUCAUCAUAUGAUAUAGAUAAGAAUAAACAGAAGAGACAUGAAGAAAGAAUGACACUCAAACGUGAAAUGUUUGAGUGGUUUAAAAACAAUUACACUAAGCCUAAAGAAAGCCCUUCUGAAGACAUACUACACAGUGAUGAGGAUUCACCAUAG
Molecule: messenger RNA, 915 nt
Organism: Phaedon cochleariae (mustard beetle)
Lineage: Eukaryota; Metazoa; Arthropoda; Insecta; Coleoptera; Chrysomelidae
Source: the annotation of a GenBank genome assembly